This is a messenger RNA of Styela clava, 690 nucleotides long. Its product is annotated as small ribosomal subunit protein uS4. Gene Ontology annotation, biological process: ribosomal small subunit biogenesis; translation. Gene Ontology annotation, molecular function: rRNA binding; structural constituent of ribosome. Gene Ontology annotation, cellular component: cytosolic small ribosomal subunit. Lineage: Eukaryota; Metazoa; Chordata; Ascidiacea; Stolidobranchia; Styelidae. The record is from RefSeq and is a predicted model, not a curated record.
GGCGAGCGAAUCCUUUUCUGAAACAGAGCGCUGUCAUGCCGCACGCUAGGAGCUUAGUUCGUAGUAAAACCUACGUAACACCGAGGCGGCCGUUCGAAAAAACACGGCUCGACCAGGAGUUAAAACUUAUUGGUGAAUAUGGAUUAAAAAAUAAACGUGAAGUAUGGAGGGUAAAGCUUCUUUUGGCCAAAAUCAGGAAGGCAGCUCGUGAACUCCUUACCCUGGACGAAAAAGACCAAAGAAGGUUGUUUGAAGGAAAUGCUCUCCUGCGUAGACUUGUACGAGUCGGGGUAUUGGAUGAAACGAAAAUGAAACUCGAUUAUGUGCUUGGUCUCAAGAUUGAAGAUUUUAUGGAGAGACGACUUCAGACACAAGUUUUCAAACUGGGUUUGGCAAAGUCAAUUCAUCAUGCAAGAGUUUUAAUCCGCCAACGUCACAUUCGUGUCCGAAAGCAGGUCGUUAAUAUUCCUUCUUUCAUCGUGCGAUUGGAUUCACAGAAACAUAUAGAUUUCUCUCUGCGAUCUCCAUACGGUGGAGGAAGACCAGGACGUGUCAAGAGACGAAACAUGAAGAAAGGUUCUGGAGGAGGUGAAGAAGAAGAGGAUGAGGAUUAAUUUAAAUCUUCUUAUCUUCUCUGUGAAGAUUCCCUGGUUCUGGUCAGUGCGAUACUAAAAUAAAACUAAAAAAAAA